AUGGUCAAGAUAGCAGAGCUCAAGGCAGACCAGUUGCUGUACCUGUUGAGAGAGAGGAACUUAGGAGUUGCGGGCUCCAGAGCAGAACUAGUGCAGAGACUAGUGGAUCACGAAGAUUCCGAAGACGUGGAUAUGCCACAAGCAGCUGGAAUCAUGAAUCAGUAUGAGGAAACACUCGCAGCACAGGGAGCUGCGAUUUCACAAAUACAAGAACAGAUGAAGACACUGACAACCAUAAUGACGCAGUUGGUCAACAAUAUGCCAACAGCUAAUCAGCAACAGCAGCAGCAACAACGCGUGCAAGAAGUCAACGUAGACGAGAGGAGCGAUUCUAACCCUGGAGAGCAGGCAGCGAACAAUUUUAGACAAGCGUCGGUGAAGGAAAUUGCAAAUACAUUACCAGAAUAUGACCCCGGAGAUGAGAAUUCGAUCUCAGUAAACCAGUUCAUCGAUCGUGUCAACAAGGUGGUUGGUUCUACACACAAUAGUUCUACACACAAUAGUUUUGCAGCAGAUAUCCGAGAAGAGUUCGGAGCAGAACCAGACGAGGCAGAAAUCCAUUUCAACAUGGCAAAUGCAACCAGACGAUCGAAGGAAACCGUAAAGGAGUAUUGUUUCCGGAUGUCAGCACUUGGAGUACGGUUCAAGCUUAGUGAAGCAGCAGUGAUUCGAUAUGUUCGAGCAGGUCUACAGCACAGAGAGUUGCAAAACAGUAUUGCAGCCAUUCAUUUUUCGUCGAUGAAGGAGUUUCGAGAUGCUGCUGAGUCAUAUUUUCUAAACAGAGGUCGACCUAUUGCUAACAAGAAAGAGUACGUACCCAAAUCCAGUAACUUUGAGGGAAAGCUGGAGAACGAGAUGAAGCCAAAGAAGCCAAAAGAAGCUAAAGCAUGCUAUAAUUGCGGAGAUCUUGGGCAUUUCGCUAAUUUGUGCCCAAAGGAGAGAAAGAAGACGCGCUGUUCCAAAUGUAAUACUUUUCAUGCCGCCAAUGAAAGCUGCAACGUCGCACAGGUGAUGCGUUUGGGUGCAUCAAAUCAUGACAAGCUGUUUACAAGAAGAGUAUAUAUCAACGAGCAAGGGUAUAACGCAUUCAUUGACACUGGAAGCUGGAAGAUCGACGCAGAUCGCCAGACUUGUGCUAUGAAAAUUGUGGGCAUUUGUGGAGGCUCACGAAUCCUUACUGAAGCCAUAGUUGUGGAUAUCAACAUCGCUGGAAAAAUCGUAACAGCCAAAGUUUACAUCGCAGAAGACAAUCUACUACAGGAAGACUUAUUAUUGGGACAAGAUGUGAUCACCUGCGCUGAAUUAUUGUUGAAGUUCGAGCCAGACGAGUCAGAAGUCAAGAGAGCAGUUCAUCAGCCGUUAACACUUUCAACCGAGAGUAUUUUUCACAAGCUUCUUGUUAAUUUCCAGAUCGAUUCCGAAAGAGAGCAAGUUCGCAGUCUGCUGGAGAAGUUUGCUGACGUUUUCUCCACAGGAUUGCAAGGCAUUGGCAAGACAAACAUAGUCCAGGCAAAGAUCGUUGUUGAGGGUAACCAAGUGGUUUCCCAAGCGCCAUAUCGAGUUUCCGAGCCGAAGAUGGAAGUUGUCGGCAAAAUGGUCGACGAACUUUUGAAACUAGACAUCAUCACCCCAUCCACAUCAGAGUACGCUAGCCCGGUGGUGCUCAUCAAGAAACCGAACGGAAGUGAUCGACUUUGCAUCGAUUACCGUCGUCUGAACAAGCUAAUCAGAAAGAAGAACUUUCCAGUACCAAACAUUGAGGAGAGGCUGCAGCAAGCGAAGCGCUUUAGAUACUUUUCGUCGUUAGAUUUGAAUAGCGGCUAUUAUCAGAUCGAAAUGGAACCUGAGAGCAGAAAAUUCACUGCGUUUAUCACCACGGAUGGAAUGUAUGAGUUCAAACGUCUUCCGUUUGGGCUAAAGAAUGCACCUGUUGUAUUCAAUAGACUCAUGGCAGAGUUGCAGAGGCGUGUGCAGAAAGGCGACAUGAUGCACUACAUGGAUGACAUCCUAAUCGGCAGCACAACAUUCGACGAGAUGUACGAGAAGCUAGAGAGAGUUCUACGAGUAUUGCGAGAAUGCGGAUUAACUUUGAACGUCGACAAAUACUAUACGAUACGAGACGAUCCCGAUACCAGGGAGAAGAAGAUCAACGAGAGAAUCGAGCGGACGCGGUCCAGAUUUAUAACGCAGAAUAUAAGUUCCUUAAGUUUUCAUCCUGUUAAACCCCUUAACAUAUCCAAUAAACAUUACUCCACCACUCGCAAAAGCCAUCCCUUCACAGUUCAGAAGUGA
Drosophila kikkawai is the source of this 2292-nucleotide messenger RNA. Lineage: Eukaryota; Metazoa; Arthropoda; Insecta; Diptera; Drosophilidae. The record is from RefSeq and is a predicted model, not a curated record.